Acomys russatus (golden spiny mouse) is the source of this 1272-nucleotide messenger RNA. RefSeq names its product matrix AAA peptidase interacting protein 1 (gene Maip1). Lineage: Eukaryota; Metazoa; Chordata; Mammalia; Rodentia; Muridae. The transcript has 5 exons. Gene Ontology annotation, cellular component: mitochondrial inner membrane. The record is from RefSeq and is a predicted model, not a curated record. Gene Ontology annotation, biological process: protein insertion into mitochondrial inner membrane from matrix; inner mitochondrial membrane organization. Bases 151 to 1026 code for a protein of 291 amino acids. Gene Ontology annotation, molecular function: ribosome binding.
GCAGCGUGCUGCGACAGCAGGGAUAUGGCGGACUCGCCAGAGGUGGCAGCAGCAGGCGGCUUUUGCUCCGUUUCUCCGCCGCCGCCGAACUGGUUUCCCGCCGGCCUCCUUUCGGUACUGCACAGCCAGUCGAGGUGAAAGGUCACAAACAUGGCGCUGGCCGCCCGUCUCCUUCCUCUCCCCCUGCUUUCUCGGCCGCUACCGGGCCAGAUCACCCGACUCCGGACUCUUGGUUCCCCCGAGAUGAGGCUGCCGCUGACUGAAGUUUGCUGCUUGUGCCGCCGCCGCCUGGGCUCCAGCGCGGCCCCGCUUCCUCGCUGCACUUGGGGCUGGGGACGCCCGGCGCUGCGUUCCUGGGGCCCCCGGCGGCCCCUGCUCGGCCGGUCUGAAGUUCCUCCAGCCCUCGCUUCCUUACCCUCUGGUCCCUGCCGCCGCUACAGCACCGAGGAGCAGCCCCAGCCACGGCAGAAAACCAGAAUGAUCAUUCUGGGAUUUUCCAAUCCCAUCAACUGGGUCCGGACUCGAAUUUACGCCUUCCUUAUCUGGGCCUAUUUCGACAAGGAGUUCAGUAUCGCUGAGUUCUCUGAGGGGGCAAAGCAGGCUUUUGCUCAUGUAUCCAAGUUGCUGUCACAGUGUAAAUUCGAUCUAUUGGAAGAACUUGUAGCCAAAGAGGUGCUUCAGGUAUUAAAAGAAAAGGUCACUUCACUGUCUGAUAACCAUAAAAAUGCACUUGCUGCGGACAUAGAUGAAAUUGUCUACACGUCAACAGGCGACAUCUCAAUUUACUAUGAUGAGAAAGGAAGGAAGUUCGUUAACAUCCUGAUGUGCUUUUGGUAUCUGACUAGUGCCAACAUCCCCAGUGAAUCUUUAAGUGGAGCCAGCGUGUUCCAGGUGAAGCUGGGAGAUCAGAAUGUACAAACUAAGCAACUGCUUAGCGCAAGUUAUGAAUUUCAGAGGGAAUUUACUCAAGGAGUAAAACCUGACUGGACUAUUGCACGGAUUGAACACUCAAAGUUACUAGAAUAAUCUUUCUUGGAAAGGAAUCAGGUGUGAACUGUUAAUAAUUGCUGUGAAAAACUAAGGAAGAAAAGUUUCUGGAUGAUUUGAUUUUCAUUCAAUUAAGUCUGUGGAUUACUUUUGUAUUAUUUGGAAAUAUUCCUUGCAGUAUAUUGACGUGGUACAAUAAAGCAUUUUCCACAGAUUGCUAGUGUUCUUUAAAGGAGGUCAAAGUAAAAUACGAAAUACAACACCACAAUAGUGCCAAUGUUUAAU